AUAGUGUACAGUGUCACUGCGAGAGUUUGACAUUUAUUGUCGGAUACAUCCUCCGCUGCUAACUCGCCCCGAUUCGUUCGUCGUCGAUGAUCGUGUGCAACGAAAAGAAAGACGUUUUUCCACCGCUCGAAUCCACUUUGUUUUCACGCACAAUUGACAGCAUGCGUUUGAGUGAUGGUGGAUAGCAUUUCUCUGACAAACAUGUCUCAGUGAAACGACGUUUGCUCGGGAGACCACGUGACCAGUGUUGGAAGGUUAUGUGAACAGCAUUUUUCAGAAAUCGCGACACUCUGAUCUCUCGAACAUCGAUACUCACACAUUAUGUGUUAAUCGACGUAUGACAUCGACAUUUCGAAUUAGUGAGCAAUCGCUAUUAUAAAUAACGGUUAAUUCGUUCUUGCCUUUUAUUGAAAUUAUAUUAACGAACUGAAUGAGAUUACAUUAGUUUGUGAUACGGUGUAUGUGUUGAAAAUUUCAUGCUUAAUAUGCAUGACACGGUGAAACGGACCAGCUCGAUACUCAAGGUCGUCGAUUUGAAUUCGACGAAUUUGCGAUCGUCCUUCGACGCGUAAUUUUCUUCUGUUUACGCGUUACGUUAAUACUUUCGUUCCUUUGAAAGUGUCCAACUUGACUUAAUUCUCGCUCUUCGGUGAGAAAGCGCUUGUGAUGUGCUGGUGUUUGUGUCGCGUCGAUUAAGAGCUUAGACGGUGUACGCCGAAUGUCAAGACGAUAAUUGGUGCUGUCUUGAGGUCGAGUGACUCGUGUCAUCAUGUUGACGAUUGUUUUGCUGCUUCUUUUGGGUCAACCGGUUAUACCGGCGGACUACUUGGUGUGCGUUGUUCUGUGAAUGAACUCCGGUUCAAUCUUGCGACUCAGAAGGGUGCUACAGAAUUCCCGAGGAAGAGAAGAGGGACGACGCGACGAUUUGACGGGUGCAGAAAAGUAAAAGAAAAGAAAAGAAAACGAAUGGAGAAAAUAUUAACCCGGCCAAGACGAAAGUCAGUGUCUUCUUGGCUGAUUUGACAUUUCCGUGUGCGCGCGCGCGUGUGUGCCUGCGAGGUCCGUGUUUUCAUCGCUUCAAAACGGAAGCUCGGAAGAAGAGAAAUGGGAAUAUUGGGAAAAUUGCUUUCGUCGGUGUCCCUGGUGUCCAUCUGGUGUCUGCUGAUCGUCGAACCAGGCAAGGUUCAGAGGGAACAGGAUCAUCUGGCCUUGUUAUUAGGCACCCUGAAGACCUAUCAGCGCGCAGCUUGUGACGAGGAGUCGAUGACACUGAAGUGUCCACUAGGUACCACCAUCUCUGUCGUUCUAGCUCAAUAUGGUAGAGCAGGGGCAAAUGGAACCGAUAGGUGUAGCUCCUCUGAUCCAUCCAUGUACAUUGGGGACAGACAAACGAAUCAGACUUGUAUCUGGCCGCAGUCGCUGCAGUACUCACUGUUGCAGACGGUCGUGGAUGUUUGUCACAAGAAGAGGCAAUGCAAGUUCAACACCAGUCCGAGAACUUUUCAGGGUGAUCCGUGUCCUGGAUUGCCCAAAUACAUCGAAGUCGCCUACCAAUGCCGUCCUUACGAGUUCAGAAGUAAAGUUGCCUGCGAGAAUGACGUCAUCAAUCUUGUCUGCCACCCUGGACAAAGGGUUGCCAUUUUCAGCGCAUCGUUCGGCAGAACGGAGUACGAAUCUCUUCAGUGUCCUCAGCCCCACGACGUGAAAGAAGAAACUUGUAUGGCAUCGUACGCGACGGAAACCGUGAUGAAUUUGUGCCAUGGGAAACGUCGCUGCUCGGUGGUGGCAAACAGUUCGACGUUUGGUGAGCCUUGCAGUCCGGAAAGCAGAACGUAUUUGAAAGUUGUCUACACGUGUGUACCACGAGCUGUGUUAAAAGAACAAUACCAAGGCGACGUGGAAAUGGACGAGGUGGAUUUGAUGCAUCAAUUUGAGGAGGGAUUCGACAGGGCGGACUUCAGGGCUGAGUUCAGUCCUAGCCCGAAUCUCGAAGGGCCGCAAUCUCAACCGAGGGACAACGUCUCCCGGAAUUUCCCUACGGUCAGCUCAUCCCCGCCGCGAGCUAGAACUAACAACGACGUGGACACACGAACGAACAAGUUUAAGUCAGUCGGUAUAGGAGCGAAAGACUCGCCCCUAACACCUACGGUUAUACAAGGGAUGAUUAUGUUCGACAACAAUGUGGCUGAUGUUACUACCAGCAGUACGAUGUCACCGAUUAAUUGCACCACGGUAGUCUACGCCUUUCCGGAAGAGGAUCGUGUCGUUGUCGGAUAUAUCAAUGAAUGGAUCAAUGCCUAUUCGUUUAUAUCGAAAAAUCAAGAAAAGUUCUACCUGUACAUCAUAGUGUCGGUCACAGCCGGUAUUUUAAUUUUCCUGGGCUUGGUAAUUGGACGACUUCUUGUCAGUCGUCACCGUGCAAAAAGAGAUGCGAAAUUCCAUGCAAAUAACGAAGCGCUUCCAAAUGGAUUCACCGAUGACAUUUCGGAGAUCGACGCGGAUAUUGAUCUUACCACGCCGGUGCCAGUCCCAAUGCAAGACACAAGGAUUCCAGAGACUCAGCUAGCCGAGAGGCUCCACGGCGAUCGUUACUACGCGGAAACCAGGAUACCAAUGUCGCCCACCACGAUGCACUCAGCGCCAGGACACUACCCUGGCAACACAGGUGUCAGGGUGGAUCUAGGUAACCACAUGGUGGGCACAGAUAGCCUCCAUACGAUUCUACGUCCAGAAAAUCCACGGAGUAUGAGCACGAAAAGCUAUUACUACGGCUGACAGGAGGAAGGGGGUGUCCCGCGCGAGGGACGGCCCCCGUCCUUGAGCCCGGUACCAGAAGUGAGCACGCGGAAGUACUGCUUUUAAUCGAGAGACCGAUUUUCUAUGGAACGGCGAACGAAGCCGCUGUAAAAAGCAGGCGUUCCAUACUAACGAACGCUAACUUGUCGUUGAUUGGAAUCAUUGUUUCUUCGAGCAAAAAUCAAGGAGGCCUUCGUCUUGGUACCGGAAACGAGCACGUGGUGGUGACCCUUUUUUCGUAUAUAUCAUCAUUUCUUUUUUCUCCAAUAUGGAACUUUCAAAAGAAACCGGAAAAUUUGAUGAAAAAUUUGAUUUCCAUAAGAGAGAAAUCAGAAGAGAAUAGAAUCGUACCAUAAUUUCCUUGAAGAUUAUUUCAAUUGUUGUUUUCAAGGAAUAUUCAUGGUUCGUACGCUUUUAACACCGGAAUUGACGGUAUUUGAUCCGUGUAGAUCAACCUCGUGAAACAGAUGGAAAUUUAGUUGGAUGCUGAGCGUUGGGAGUGAACAAACUUGUUACCUUUCGCCGUGGAAUCGUUCUACGCGUGCCGCUGCCCGACAUCGGAAUCGAACGAGAGCUCGGCCAAUGAGGUGGGAGCGUUGUAAAUACGACGUCAGUGUACUGAGAAUUUCACCUAUUUCUAUGGAAAUUCUAAUGAGAAGCUCUGUUAGAAAUAAAAAUUCAUUUUGAGUGAAGAUUCCUUCAGACACCGAUCGAGGACAGGGAUAUUAAAAAAAGAAAACCCUUAUUGUUUGUUGAAGAUGAUGUUAUUGAAAAUAAUACUGUUUUUGAUAAGAAACUGCGAUUAUAAAAGGCUGGAUUAUCGAUUAGGAAGUAUAAGUAAAUACGUUGAAUGUAAAUGACGGAAGUAGAACGUUUUUACGCGGGCAGCAUCCGUUUUUGCGAUCGAUACCGAAAGUAAACAUCUGCAAUGUCGUCGUGUAAGAUGAUUAUGAUUGUAAGUAGAUUUUAAUAUCUGAAUUGGGUAAAAAGAAUUGUGAGAAGUGGGGGAAAAGGAAGAAAGUAACAAUCGAUACUGGAAAAAGAUUUAUUCUGGUCUAUAGUUUAGGACUCAACCCAGACAGCACAGAGACGCUUUAUCGAUGUUUUAAAGAAAUCUAAUAAUGUCAUUUUCAAAUAUCUCAAAGAUAUCUUUCAACGCCUUAAUGAAGAGAUUAUCAUCUUACACCAAACUUUUCAAGAUACUGACAUAUUUACUUAUUUUAUCUUACUGAGAAGAAUAAUUAUAUUAAUAACAUUUAUAUUACAAUAAUAGUUAUUUGUAAGACAUCUUUAAGUCAAACUUAUAAAAUGUUCAGAUUAAAUCACAAGACAUAAAAUGAACGUAGAAUCAAUGUCUUUGAAAACUUCGUGUGCUGUGUGGGAAUAAUUAUUUAAUUUGCGAUUGAAUUCUGAUAUGUUUCUGUUUUCUACAUGAGAAAGCUCAAUAAUGAAAGACAAAAUAAAUUUAUAUAAAUUGCAAUUAUAAUUUAACGGGAUAAGGAACUUUUGAUCAUUUCUUCUAUUUUUAAAGUCAAUAAUUAGAAUUCUAUAUCAUACAAAUUUUCUGCGUGAAUUAUUUUCAUUAGUAGAUCAAGAUUGAAAUAUUUUAGUAAGAAUUUCAUGAAAAUGAAAAAGAAGUAUCACUGCCUAUUGAACAGUAAUAACAAUAAUAAUAAAUCUGCAAAAAAGGCGGAUCAAUAUCCUAUGUGUACGUACAAUAAUUUGUCAAUCAAGAAUCAAGUUUUUCUAACGAAAAUCACGCACACACUUCUUUAAAAGAAAAAACAAUACAUAUCUCUGUGUACAGCAAUAAACAACCGCAACUUUUUCCAUUUGAAAAAUCAUUUCUCCUUGUCGAAAGAUCGAGAAGACUGUCUGAAAAAAAUAUAUCACUGCCUAGUCGAUGAGAAAAUGAAAUACGGGUCCUUUCUUGUUAACCAGAUUUUUUUAGAUUUUUCUCAAACCGGACUAUGCUACCGACGUUGUCACACUUAAAGAUGAUACAUGUGAUAGGAACAAAUGUUGAUAGCGUAGUGGUCUUGAUAAUAAUUUUUCUAAUACGAACUUGUAGCAUAUUUCUCUUGUUGGAAAGACAGGAUAAAAGAAUAGAAAAUUAUGUGUGGCUCAAAAUAUAAAUUUAUAUGUUAGUAUUUUCUUACGAAUUCGUCUAUAAAUUUUAUGAAUAAUUAGAAGUUGCUUCAGAGCUAACAUGAACUUUACAAAUAUGGCUUAUGAAUUUUUACUAUGAACAUAUUAUUAUGUUUUAGCAGAUUAUAUUUAGAAAUAACCUCAAAAUUAUAAUUCUUUCUAAACAUUAAUGAAAAUUUUAUAAUUAAGUAUUUGAGCGACGCAUAACAUCAUCGUCAUCUACAAUGAAGACAUUUACAUUAUUAGUCGAUAGUAUUGGUUAGAUUUCUCUCGAUUAAAGCUCAGUGCACCGGAACGAACAGUCAGCGACCAGAGGAUCAAUAUUGCAAUCGAUGGACGAACGAAAACAACACGAUCGAACGACACGAAUCGACGAUCGAUCGAUCUUCCUAGAAUAACAUCAAUCUAUAAUUAGCACCGUAAGAAAAAUAAAAAAUGAACCAAAAAAGUAAAUAAAAAAAAAAGGAAGGCAAAGAAAACAAGAACCAUGUGGAUAGAACGCUUAAUUUCUAUCUAAAUUGAUUGAAAUCGGGAUUCACUAUGAUCGAUGGUUAACCAUGUAUUUCUAAGAAAACAGGAAAUCGAUCGAUCUCAACGAAGUUACAGCGGUUUUGUAUCUCGAAUACACGCAACCAAAAAAAAAAAGACAAAAAAAAGAAAAACGGAAAAGAACAAAUAAAAUAAAACGCACCGCGAAACGACUUUUAUAGAGAAACGAUCUGUAUGUAUAUCACGCUGUAAAUAGAAACAAUGUAAUUUACGGUAAUUGUUAAGAAAUUCAAGCAAAGAGAGAGGGAAAGAGAGAAUGUGUGUUGUAUGUAAGAGAAUAUUGUACCUAGAUCGAAAGUGCAAUGUAAUCGGAGGUUUCGUAGUCGAGAACUUAUUCUCUGUGCCAUUGUAUCGAUUUUACGAAGGAACGAAAGCUUUUAGUUGUAUUUUUAAUUAAUCGAUAAAAGGUCCUUCAACUGGAAUUUUGUAUAGUUUGAAGGAAUUAACUUUAUUAAAUGAGGAUUCAGAGUGCCAUUCGUUCUCGCAUAUGAUAUUAGGUUCUUUUUAUUUAGAUGUAAACCGACGUUUACUUUAAGAUGAUAGUAUAAGUAAUAAUUAUUCAUUUAUACAUUAAUUCUUACGCUGUAUGUUUGCACACUCAUUGGGGCGCUAUCGCAAAUAACGAGGAUACAGUAUAUUUAAUAUUUAAGAAUUGUAAGGUUAACAUUCUAGUAAUUGAAUAGCUCAUUGAAGUCGCGUAAUGAGAAUAGCACGAGAAACAGAAAUUUCUUAUAUACUUGUAUACUUGUAUUUAAGAAGGAAAAUAUAGAUUAUAUAAUAUCACAUUUUACUCGGAGAAAAGUGAUUUUAGAUUCUCACAUUGUUUCUUUAUUUCUUAUACUCAUGUUAGGUUUUCAACAUUUUAAAAUUAUAUAUAAACCCCCUUAUGCUUUAGUAUUCUGUACAAUUGCAUACAUUUUGAAAUAUUCUUUCCGAUUAAAAUUCAUAUUAAAUUUCGUUAAUUUUCUUUUACUUGACCAAAACAUUCGUAUUAAAGGUACAACAGAUGAAAAUGAAGCAUGAUACGUAUUGACAAUAACGGAAUUAAAAUAAACACAUUUUGAUCUCAGAGUUCAAUACGCCAAUCUCAAUUCAAGCUUUAUUUCUAUCGUCGAAACAUAUCUCGAAAAAUAUGAUUCUCUCACGUGACUAAGCGACCGAUUAUAACAAUGUACCCCAUAACAACAAUGGAACAGUUCAUACAACUUUUCGUGCAACAAACGAUUUUACAACUGAUUGAAUCCAACAAUAGACCAUGCAAUAAACAAUCAAAUAUCUGUACCAAGCAAUUAAUUCUACAAAAUGGCUUACUUUUGGUGGCUAUAAAUUACCAUAACAUACCAAAAAAUGGAAAUUUAGAAAAUAAUUAUUUAUUAAAUACAUGGUAUAAUAAGAAAGAAAUAUAGACUUUAUGAAAAAAUGAUCAAAUUUGUCAUUUUUCAUUCUUAACUGUUAAAAUGCAAGAUCGUUUGAGUUAUUUUGAGUUGUGAUACUUUUGAAAAAUAUGUGAGUUAUGUUAAGUACUUACACAAUAUCAAUGAGCUAGUCAAUUAUUAAUUCGAAAGGCGUGCGAAGAAAUCCGCGUUGUUCCGCUGAUUAGAUCGCGCUGUGGAGAUAUAAUCUGCCAUGGUCGUGUUUUUAAUUGGUCUGACUUCAUUAAGCUACUCGUGCGGGAUUGUGGCAAGUCGCACUGGUUUCCAGGAAAUUUCUAAUUGCCGGAAGAACGCUGAUUCUCCGCCCUUUUAUUCUCACUUCUCAAAUAUUUCACGUUUCUACACGUUCUUUCUUCCAUCACUCGAUCCUUUCAUAUUUUUCAACUUGACAGAAUUUUUCACUUUCUUAAAGAUAUGUAUUCUAUUCUGAUUCAUCGUCACGAAAGUUCAAUAAGUCGAUUAGACACUGGUACAGGUGGAUUAGCAAAAACUUUAUUGCGUAUUUAAUUAAUAUCUAUGUCUCCUUUUUAAUCAAAUUUUGAUUAAUUUAGAAAAUUGUAUUAAAGUAAUAGAGGUUUGCGUAUAUUGUUUUAUGAAUUUGGUUCAGAUUGGGGAAACGUUUGAGAACCACUUUUGCCAGGUUCUCUUAGAAUUUCAUAUAUUAGCAAGAUUCUUCUCCAGAGAAAACUGUGUCUUUUAAUAUUAUAUACUGUGGAGGAGAUACGAUUUUACAUAGUCAAAUUUAAAGUGUAUUAUUAUUCCAUGUUUUAUUAUUUCACUGGAUAUUGCAUUUAAAAUAUUUAUUUGUAAAUCAAACGAAUACCUUUUUAUUCGCAUAACUCGUCUUUUAUAAUUCGAUGCGUAUUAUUAUGUAUGUAAAUGAAUUUGAUUGUUUCUUGUUUUGUUAUUAACAAUCAUUUUUAUGAUCGAAUUUCACGCACGCAGGAGGAUAAAUUUCAAGUGAUUUGCCGUGGGUUCAAAAUGUCCCAUUGGUACUGGCUCAACGGAAUGAAAGAUAUGAAACAGAAUAUAGGUACUCAAUGAAACGUUAUGAUGUAUCGAUGUGCAGAGUAUGAAAGGAUUAAUAUCGUAGAUUCACGUAACGCACUCGAUAUCCAAUAAACAUUCUGGUUUUAUAAUUAAUUCUUGUGUAACGUGCACGAUACAGUAGUAAUGUAUAUUCAUAUCGAUUUGGUUUCUAUUUGUUUAUGCAAAUACUAAUUUUUCGGGUACUUCAUAUACUACUUAAUGUUUUUACGUAUUAAUCUUAUUUUUAAAUAUAUAACAUUACCAAAGAGAUUAACUUUAUUUCUAUUUUGCUUAAGAUACUUAUAUAUACUACUUUUUAGAAAUAUUUGUCCUAAUAAUAGAAUAAUUUAAAAUUGAUUAUAGUUACUUUUUAGGUGAUUUUUAAGUGAAUAAUAUUGUUAUAAAUUACCAAGGAGCAUCAACACGAGAAAUGGUAUCGUUUUAUAUUUUACUUGAAAGUAUGAUUACUGUUUCUAUUAAUACAUUAAACGUUGCCCAGGUUAUUAUUUAUUUUAUGUACCAUUACAUCCAACUCAGAAAGCGUGCAAAACCAAAGACAAAGACAAGUUGUGAAUGCAUCGAUCGAUAGAUGUGUGAUUGUAGGGCUCAGAAAUAAAGACACGAAUUAACUUCAUUUUCAUUUCAAAGAAAUCAGUCUCCUAAUUCAAGAAUUACACGAUAUAUAGCAUGUACGUCUGUAUUUGAGAGUUUAUCUUCAAUAAAAUAGAUCUUUAAUACUCAAUGUAAUAAUAGGUUUUAAGAACAUUUAAUUUAUAAUUUUUCACUUUUCUCUGUAAUUCUUUUAAAUUAACUAUUAUAUGUAAAAUUGAAUAAAUUUCGCCAAGAUCCAAGAUCUAAAUAAACUACAAAAUGUAUUUUAAAUAGCAAAACUGUGUUUACUGAAAAAAUUACAAAGUCAUUUUAGAAUAAUUCAAUAACACAAUUUUUUAAAAUAAGGAAACUACGCCAUGUUUCUUUCCGAAAUGUUUCUUUUCUAUUUCGUGAUCUUUCUUCCUGAGCGAUCCAAAUUACUUUAUUGUCGAGGCGACUUGUUCGAAGCGGAGUGCCUGAUAUCACUUCGCGAGGAGCAUUUCCAAGAGGAUUACGUGCUCGUCAUCGACUUUGCGGAUAAAAUGCAAAUUCCUGCUAAACGGAUCUUUCAAGGAAGUUAGGAGAACACACGUGCUCGUGUAAUGCGUAAAUGGAACGGAGCGCAACGUGAUUUGCCACGACACCCGGAAACUGCAUUCCGUGAUGAGGAACAUGCGAUGGAAAGGUUCAUGACCCUGUUGAAGUUGGGGAGAACUCGGAUUUGAUGCGUCAUGGGAUUUUAAAUUUUGAGAUAGAUAAUAUGGCGGUAUUAGUUUCGAGAAAAUGUGCAUCGUAUUUAGAUUAAUUUCCGAAAAUCUUGAUCAUGAAAUUCCAUACAAUUGUCUUUCAUACUAUGGUUUGAAGAAUCAUAACAUAACUAUUAAUUCUUAUGAUAUGUUAGAUCGACAAAAUAAUUGUAUAAAGAAUGCUUCGCUUUAUUUUAUUUCUAUAAAUAUAUUAUUAUAUACUAAAAUUCAUAGAAUCACCAACCACAAAAUUACACUAGAAAAAAUUCUAAAAACUUGUGUAUGUAUGCAGAAAAUUGUUAGAGUUUAAAUGUUUGAUUAUAUAAGGAAAUUUCCAUAAUUCUUUUUAGAUAAAUUCCAAAGAUUCGUAAAAUAAUUUAUCUGAGAUUGUAGCUUGUUAUUUCGCGAACAUAAUGGACGUUCUCUCUGUUGUCGUAUAAAUCUCGCGCCAUAUGUAUUGAUUAACGUAGAACGAAUGUAAAACUGGAAGCGAGGGGCGAAAAAGUUUGACAGCAGUCGAGCAAGUUUUAGUAUUAUUAGAAGGGGUCAAGGAUGUAGCUCGUUUCGAUGGAAACUUUUGAAUGUUCCAGAAUGGUAGGAUGUAUUUACUCUUUCGAUUGUUCGAUCGGUUCGAUCGAUCGUUCCACGAUUAAACGUUGCGGAAUAAAAACAGCACCAAUUCCAAAGGCAGGAAAGGUUUCUGUAUUUGUACUAUUCACAGAAAAUUUCAUACAUGUCAAAAUUGAAAAAAAAGAGUACAAUUCGUUGUUGUAAAAUCUUGCAUAUAAAACUACAGUGUGGAUUUAAUAUUUGUGAUUGUUAUUUAAAAUGAUAAUUGUCAUCAACUGUCAUCAGUAACUAUUUUUUAUAUCGCAUCACGAAUAAUGCACGCAAAAUACGGAGUAACUGCUCAUUUUCAACAGAUCGAUUAAUGGAUCAAACCGACCAGAUCACAUUGAAAUGUGUGAGAGUGGCACGUACCUAUUAGGAGGACUUGCUUCUUGCGAAAUUUACGGAGUAUUUUGUAUGAAAAGUGGCGAGAAAUGAACCUUACGAUGGAAUGUGUGAGAAGACGAAAGAGAGGAAUAAGAGAGAAAUGGGUGUAAGAGUGUAACGAAAAUCGACGAGUUUUUAUUGUAAGUAUCUCUUGUUCGUAAGCACCUUGUAAAUAUCGCUGUAUCAUAAAUAACUGUGUACCCUACGAGUUCGACUCCUCCCCGAUCUCGAAUCGAAAGAGAAAUUAAAGCGGGACAGGAGGCUUAGUAUUGAAAGAAUAUCGUUGUUCAAGACUAUAUUAGGAGAAAAGACAGAGAAAACAUGUAUGAAAAGAUGUGUGAAUUUUCGCUCGAAAGACUGAACAAUUAAUGUUAGCAGUGAGAGAAAAGAAAAGACGAAAAUUUAUCGAAUCGAAUAAUGAAAUUGUACUUACGAAACAUUAUCGAAUGAUUAUUAAUUAUAUACAGAUGAACGAUGAGAGGUAAAAAAGGGGUGUUUACAGGGAUUUUAAAUGUAGAGUUUCUAUCUAAUAUGGUGUAUCGACAAUCGACAUCGUGGAGGAAGUACGAAACAGUGUAUCGUUCUGUUAACGUUUUGGAGCGAGUCCGGAAUCUCGAACGUACGACUAAUGUUUCCAAUUUGUGUAACUAACCCUUAAAUGAUUUACAAUUAUAAUAAAUGAAUUACGAAAGGA
Bombus pascuorum is the source of this 10982-nucleotide messenger RNA. Its product is annotated as protein eva-1. Bases 1105 to 2775 code for a protein of 556 amino acids. Lineage: Eukaryota; Metazoa; Arthropoda; Insecta; Hymenoptera; Apidae. The record is from RefSeq and is a predicted model, not a curated record. Gene Ontology annotation, molecular function: carbohydrate binding. The transcript has 10 exons.